UGUGAUGUGUGUAUGGAGGCGGAGCUGAGGAACAGCUGGACUGUUUUAAGUAGUUUGCAUUCACUCCACACGAGCGGGACACGAGAGCACAAACCGAGACCUGAUUUCUUCUUCAAUGAUCAAACCUGACGGGAAAACAUCGAGAGAAACACGCGCUAGCGGUUUGUUGGACGUUUAAGGAGUUACGGUGAAUCAGUAGCGAUUUAUGUGAUUUGUCUUUGAUCACUCCGCGCUCUCUCUGUGGAUCUAACAAAGGUGAAGAGGACUGGACCAUCAAGGGGGGAAGGUGACAUACAGUGUCCACGGGUUCCCGAAAAUUAAAUACACGUGUAUGAUGUAUAAAAUGAGUAUAAAUGCAGAUUGAUGAGCGGAGGGACACCGGCUGGAGGUGGAGGUUUUCAGGAGUGCUUGUGACGAUCAAGUGUUGGAGAUGUCUCUGUGGAUGAUCUUACCCGUCAGUCUCCCAGCUCUCACCAUCACUGGAAUAUGGGUUGUGUAUGCCAUGGCCUUGUACAAUCAGCAUGUAUGUCCUGUGGACAACUGGAUGUAUAACCAGUCGUGCGAGGUGGAUCUGCCCUUGCAGAGGGGACAAAACCUAUGCUGUACUCUGGACAAUGUUCCUCUUAUAAGUAAAUGUGGGACUCUUCCUCCAGAGAGCUGCUUCUUUAGUCUCAUCUGUAGUACCGGAUCCUUUAUGGUGAUGGUAAUUGUGUUGCUGCGUUAUGCCCAUGUAAUCGAGAAGCACCAGAACUGUGUAUUAAACACAGCGAGUCUCUCUACUGGCUGGAUCUGUGCUGCUGGGCUCAUCAUGGUGGGCAACUUCCAGGUGGAUAACGCGAAGGUUCUUCAUUAUGUGGGAGCAGGUGUGGCCUUUCCCACCAGCAUGCUGUUUGUCUGUCUGCAGUCUGCGCUCACCUACCGCCUGGCCAAGACUCAGGGAGAUUACAAUAUUGGUCACUUGCGCCUGUUUAUGACCAUGCUGGCCUUUGUAGCCCUGGUGCUUAGCGGAGUGUUUUUCGUUCAGGAGAGUUUUGUCCUGCAACAUGCAUCUGCCAUUUUCGAGUGGGUCUUCUGUGUCAUAAUCAUGCUGUUUUACGGCACGUUCGCUUUUGAAUUCGCCGGGAUAUCCAGUGACACAAUGAUGGUGUUGGCCCGCGGGCGGUCGCUGCAGAUGGCGAGCCGAGACCACAAAAUAGAGUCGCUUACUGUAUCCAAUCAGCACCAGCCUGAGAGCUUGUCCAUACUGUAACCAAAGUGUCAAAGCAAGUCUCUAUCAACACUACAAUAAACGCAGAAGGAAAGAAACUGAACCCCAGCUUACUUUUGCCAAAGAAUCCAGCUCAGAUUUUGCACAUUUUCGAGAGACCAAAUCUACGCAACCUAUACCGUCCUACUUCCAUCUCUGGGGACCUUUUAAUCCAACAGCUUCCAUGCUGAAAAAACAAAGUUUAUUGGAUGCGUUGGAGUUUCGUUUAACCUCUUCCUGGAUUAAAAAAAGCAAAUACAGACUGCUGGUUGUUUAAAGCUAAAAGAGAAGACUGCGUCUGCAUCGAUGAUGAUGUGAACUAUACCAAAGCGUUCUGCACUCAACAACACUCAAGCAUUUUAACAGUGCCUCAAUACAAAUGUUAUCGUGCCAAUUCCAGACACUGCAAGACAAUGAAUCAAUAAUGCUGAUCUUAGUCUUUUGUAUUUUAUAAUGGAGCUAAAACUUCUCUUUAUGCAUCUCAGAUUUUCUAGUUGACUGAUAAAGGAGUUUUAUUUUUAAGUAUUCGCAUUAUGACAUCAGUGUUUUUGUUUAGAGAGUAACAAUACCAGCGUGCCUUACAAUGAAGAACCAAAUCCAGAUAUUUAAUAGAUUUAUACGUCCAUAGGCUCUAAAAACAGGCAGGUAUUUUAUCAUAUAUAUAUAUAUUAUAUAUUGUAAACAACAGCUAUGCUGAAUGAGAUCAGCAGAAACCUCACACAAAACAGAUGCAUAAGCUGAUCGCAUUAGGUCGGCACUAAUUGGUGCCAUUGCCGAAUUAAUGUUAGAAGAAGCUAAGAGUAUUGCUGUACAUUGUGACCAAAUGUAAUAGAGGAGGGAGUUGUUGUCCUGAGGUAAAUGUAAUCAUUGAAUUGUCAUGCGUGGAUUGAGAGGAUUCAUGGGAAAUGGUCACAAUAAUUUAGGAAGACUGAAAAGGCCUUUUAGAGUAAAAUCUAUAUAUAUUGUCGCCCCCUGGUGGUUAUUGUGAUAUUUUGUUCAGAAAUUGAUAUGCAGCUGGUCUGCAGUUUCGUAUUUGUUUAAACUAAAAAGGAGCUUGUUAAACAUUAGUCACACGGUUUGUGUGACGCUAAAAAACUUAGUGUUCCCCAUCAAGAGAGUUUGUGUCAUUUCAUUUGCCCGAAUAAGAGCCAUGUUAGUAUUUUCUAAUGCUACUGGUGCUGUUCUUAAAACGCAUUUCAUGGCAUUUUAGUUUACCAGUUAUUCUCUGCUCUCAGGAAUAUCAAAUAUCUUGCUGAUGCUCUUGCUGAUCAUGCAACAUUUACAUUUAUUUUCUCACGGCAUUAAACGUUUUACAUUUUCCAUUAAGAGCGUGUUCUUCAUGCAGCCAUUAACCUUCUGUUUUAUUUGCAGUAAUGGCAUUAUUUUUGAUGGCUACUGGGUUCAAGCCUCUUUGUCUGACAUACCUCAAAUAUGUUUCUCGCAUAUGGAAAAAAACUGUUUAGAAAUAAUAAUUUUUACUUGCCUUCAAACUCAUAUUGUUUUCUUUCUGUGACUGUCAAAAUGAAUCUUUAUGUAGCUCUCCGAGAGAAUGGGGCGUAUCACUUGUGUUCAUUGUAAUUGCAUAAGGAAGAGCUUGUUUGACAAUUUUUUGUUUCACAGAAAAAUUAACAGCACACAGGUUUGUAAUGAUAUGAGAGGUAGUAAAUACACUCUUAAAAAUAAAGAUCCUAAAAAGGGUUCUUUACAGUGAUGCCACAGAAGAACCAUUUUUGGUUCCUCAAAGGUUCUUAAAAGAACCAUUUCAUUUUUUUUACCUUUUUAUAGUCAUACAGUAAACCAUUUAGGAAGCUUUAUUUUUAAGAGUACACUAAUAGAAUGUAUAAGCCUAAACUGUUUAUUGAAAUUACUGCUGAAGGAUUCGAUUUUUCUGCAUAUUACCCAUUACCUAGAUUUGUGCUCUUCCAUGUUUACUUAAACCACCCGUCGGAGCUGUUGCUUAAACAUGGACUCUGACGGUUAGUUUUUACUUCAAACAGACUAGUAAUGAUCUAACAAAUAGCUGAAGUACUGCUGAAACCUCUUAAUGUCAUCUCUGCCAUGCAUCAGCGUUAAAUUACAUUCCAGACAGCAGAAAGUGCCGUAUUGUGCCUUUGUUUCUGUUAAUCCAAAGAUCUGACUUAAGGGAAACGUUUUGUUUAUUUGGCAGGAUAUGUUUGAUUGUACUGUAUAUUUGCCUUAACUAAAAUAUAUGGAAAUAAACAAUCACUCUCAUGCA
Misgurnus anguillicaudatus (oriental weatherfish) is the source of this 3482-nucleotide messenger RNA. Lineage: Eukaryota; Metazoa; Chordata; Actinopteri; Cypriniformes; Cobitidae. The record is from RefSeq and is a predicted model, not a curated record.